GGACCACAGAGAGAAUCAUCCAGCUUGGUUUGGUCGGGGUACGAUUUCUCUCUCUACAAUUAUUCGUAGAAGAGAGAGAGAGAGAGCAGAACAUCAAUGGCGGCAGUUCCAGCUGCACCACUUGCUGUGAACGGAGCAGUGAAAACGGCAGUAACAUCACAGGCAUAUAUGGAGAGCAACCGAGUGAAAGAAACGAAGAAUUUGAUUUCAGAGCUAUGCCGUCAAUUCUACAACCUCGGAUGGGUUUCUGGUACAGGUGGUAGCAUCACCAUCAAGGUCCACGAUGACUCCAUCCCUAAACCCCAACAGCUCAUCAUCAUGUCCCCUUCUGGUGUGCAAAAGGAAAGAAUGGUGCCAGACGAUAUGUAUCUGCUAUCGCCAACUGGGUCUGUAUUGUCUUCUCCUCUGCCGAAGCCAUACCCGCAUAAGCCUCCCAAGUGUUCUGAUUGUGCUCCUCUGUUUAUGAAGGCAUAUGAUAUGCGUAAUGCUGGUGCUGUUAUUCACAGUCAUGGGAUGGAAUCCUGUCUUGUAACAAUGCUCAAUCCAUUGUCAAAAGAGUUUCGGAUCACUCACAUGGAAAUGAUCAAAGGAAUUCAAGGACAUGGUUAUUAUGACGAGCUUGUGGUCCCCAUAAUAGAGAACACUGCUCAUGAGCGGGAACUUACAGCAUCUCUUACUGAAGCCAUUGAAGCCUACCCAAAAACAACAGCUGUGCUGGUACGGAACCAUGGGAUAUACGUAUGGGGGGAUUCUUGGAUCAGUGCUAAAACUCAGGCUGAAUGUUAUCACUAUCUCUUUGAUGCUGCCAUCAAACUUCACCAAUUGGGCCUGGACUGGUCUACUCCUAGUCAUGGUCCCACUCAUAGUUUCGGAGGAGGUGAUCGAAAUAUUAGCCUCUCUGCAAAGGCAAAACUUAUUUCGAAUAAUGAUAUUGAGCCAUCACGGCAUUGCAUUGUUCUGGAUAUCGAGGGGACCACAACACCUAUAUCUUUUGUAGCUGAUGUUCUCUUUCCAUAUGCUCGUGAUAAUGUGGGGAGACAUUUAGAUGCAACAUAUGACACUGCAGAAACUCAAGAAGAUAUUAAGCUGUUGAGCUCUCAAGUACGGGAUGACUUAGAACAAGGAAUUGUUGGUGCUGUGCCCAUCCCAUCUGAUGAUGCAGGAAAAGGUGAGGUGAUUUCAGCUCUGGUUGCUAAUGUGGAAGCAAUGAUAAAAGCUGACAGGAAAAUUACUGCUCUGAAACAAUUGCAAGGUCAUAUAUGGCGGACUGGAUUUCAGAAUAACGAAUUAGAGGGUGUGGUUUUUGAUGAUGUACCUCAAGCUCUUGAGAAGUGGCAUGCUUUGGGCAUUAAGGUGUACAUAUAUUCAAGCGGCAGCAGGUUGGCACAAAGGCUUAUAUUUGGUAGCACAAAUUAUGGGGACCUGAGAAAAUACUUGUGUGGAUUUUUUGAUACUGCAGUGGGGAACAAGAGAGAAUCAAGAAGUUACAUUGAAAUUUCAGAGUCUGUGGGAGUGGAUAACCCCUCAGAGAUUCUAUUUGUGACUGAUGUCUUUCAAGAAGCUGUAGCUGCGAAGGCAGCAGGUUUGGAGGUGAUAAUUGCAAUCCGGGCAGGAAAUGGACCUCUCCCAGAGAAUCAUGGGUUUAAGACAAUCAAGUCUUUUUCAGAAAUCUAAGAUUCUAAGGUGGGCUGUAAUGCUUCUGUUAUCGUAAUGUAAUGAGACAUAGUUGUGAUAAUUAGAGUUUCUAAAUAAUUAAACGUCGUUGAAGCAAACUUGUGGGUGAUUUUCAGAUCAAAUGCUGCCCUUCCCUUUUGCUUGUUUUCUGAAGCUACUGCUGAUAGUAGGUACUAUCAGUAGAGUCUGCCCAUCAUUGAGCAGACGUUCCUAUCAAUGUACCCAUCAAUGGGCUAUCUUAAGUUAAGAUUCGUAUUGGGGUAGUGUUUGAAUUUAUUGAAUUCAUAUGCAGUUCAUUUUUUU
Messenger RNA from Ilex paraguariensis (yerba mate), 1977 nucleotides. The record is from the annotation of a GenBank genome assembly. NCBI's taxonomy places the organism in Eukaryota, Viridiplantae, Streptophyta, Magnoliopsida, Aquifoliales, Aquifoliaceae.